AUGGAAAACCAAGAUUUGACACCAUCCAACGAAGAAAAAUUUGAGGAUAUGUGGAGCAGUCUUCCACCAGAUCUUUUAAGUUUGGUAUCGUCAGAUCUCUAUGCUGGGGACAAUGCGAUGUUUCGUGCUGUUUGCAAAACAUGGCGGUCAAUCACCAUGGCUCCUCCACUUCCACUUCCUUCCCCAUUCGAUCAUGAUGAUUCUCCAUUUCCGUGGUUAUUCCAUAUCCCCAAAAGCAAUAAUGGCAGAGGAAAAUUUUUCCACCCCAUAUAUAAUUACACUUGGGAGAUAGACCUCCCAGCACAACUAGCAGGUGCUGUAAUCCACUUUUCAAAGUAUGGGUGGUUGCUAAUGGCCCGGCUUAAGGUACAUCCAUUUUUCUUCCAUCCUUUCACAAAAGAUAUUAUUGAACUUCCUGAGCUACCGUUAGACGGGAUUGAAUAUGUACGAUCAAUGUUCUUUACUUCUGCACCAUCCCUAGAUUGUUUGGUUGUCGUAAUGAAUUGUAGGCCUUAUGGCCACGUUUGGGUCCUUAAACUAGGAGAGGGGGAAUGGAAUCUUCAUCAUCUUGUUAGGAAAAAUUUUGAUUGGACUGUAUGCAAUCCGAUUUUACACAAAGGAUUAUACUAUAGUUUGGAUUGCGAUGGAAACUUGGGAGUAUUCGCUCUGGAAGACAUAGAUAACAGUUGGGUUACCUACAAAAUGAAAUUUCCAUGGAGCCGUUUCAAUUCAAUUGUUCAAGCAUUUCUAGUGGAAAAUGAAGGAGAAUUGUUAGCCAUUUUCAUUAAAAAGAAUGGCCAAAAGAUUCAUGUUUUCAAGCUGCACCCGACAAGGGACAUCUGGGAACCAGUAUCAAGUUUAGGAGACAACAUGCUGUUCGUGAGUCAAGGUGCAUCCUUCUCCAAAAAGGCCCUGGUGAAAGGCACCAACAACAAAAUUUAUGGUCCAAACUUUUGGGACAAAACUGGCCUCUUUUGCUUCUACUCACUCAAAACUGGCAAGUAUCAUUCUUUCUUUGAUAAUCUUUCUAGUACAGAUUCUUACAAUACGAAAUUCCUUCAAAAUUGCUCUUGGUAUACUUUUAUGUAA
This is a messenger RNA of Theobroma umbraticum, 1089 nucleotides long. RefSeq names its product F-box/kelch-repeat protein At1g57790-like. Lineage: Eukaryota; Viridiplantae; Streptophyta; Magnoliopsida; Malvales; Malvaceae. The record is from RefSeq and is a predicted model, not a curated record. Gene Ontology annotation, molecular function: protein binding.